Messenger RNA from Lycium ferocissimum, 1222 nucleotides. RefSeq lists its product as uncharacterized. The transcript is spliced from 2 exons. Bases 114 to 770 code for a protein of 218 amino acids. Gene Ontology annotation, molecular function: S-adenosylmethionine-dependent methyltransferase activity. NCBI's taxonomy places the organism in Eukaryota, Viridiplantae, Streptophyta, Magnoliopsida, Solanales, Solanaceae. The record is from RefSeq and is a predicted model, not a curated record.
UAAACAUAAACAUUAUCUAUUUCACCACCUUUUGAAACUUUGGUGCAAAGAAAAUCACAAUUUUCCCCACUAGAAAUACACAAAACAAAUUUUGAAAACAAGAUAUAUAGAGAAUGAAAUUGGUUUGGUCUCCUGACAAAGCAUCUAAAGCUUAUCUUGAUACUGUUAAAUCGUGCGAGUCAUUACAAGAAUCCAACGUAGCGGAAUUAAUCUCAGCCAUGGCUGCCGGAUGGGACGCGCAAAUGAUCGUAGAAACUUGGUCACGAGGCGGCAUUACAUCAACAAGCAUAGGUCUCUCUAACGCAAUUCAUGAGACAGGUGGUAGACAUAUAUGCAUAGUCCCAAAUGAAGACUCAAAAAAUGAGUAUAAAUCAAUUAUGGAGGAAAAAACAGGAAUGUCACCGGAAAUUAUUAUUGGUGAGCCUGAAGAAACAUUGGAAAAUUUAAUUGGGAUAGAUUUUUUGGUGGUAAAUUGUGAAAAAAAUGAUUUUUCGAGGAUAUUAAAGGUGGCUAAAUUAGGAAAUAGAGGGGCAGUUUUGGUAUGUAAAAAUGUGAGUUCAAGAGUUGUAACGGAUUUUAGAUGGAAAAGUGUACUUGAUGGAAAAUCAAGAAUUGUACGGUCUGUUUUUUUGCCUGUUGGAAAAGGAUUGGAUAUUGCACAUGUGGGACCCACCGGAGGAAAAAGUGGUGGGGCCCAAGGGAAGAUGGAAAGAAAAUGGAUUAGAAGAUUUGAUAGAGAAUCUGGUGAGGAGUUUGUGAUUCGAAAAUGAUUAUUUUAUUUUAUUUUAACAGUGGUGUUUGAGUCAGUUUGCGAGGACGUCGACUAAUUCUUCAUGUACCUGCUACCAAUGUUGCUCAGACUCUUCAGAAAUAUUAACGGGUGUGUGUCGGAUAUUCUAAAAAUACUGCAUUUUGAAGAAUCCGACUGCCUCCCAUCAACACGGGUAUCGAGUAACUAUCACUGAGACUUGAACAUAUGAAAAAAAAUCACACAGUCAAAUUCUUUUGUUUUUGUUUCUUAAAAAAUUGUUUUCAUUUUUUUUUCUUAUUAUUUUUUUCUUUUAUGGGGCAUUUUUGGGUUCUGUAUAUAGAUCAUUACAAAGUUGACAUUGUAUUGUACAUUUGGUUUGCCAGUUGGGUUUAUGCUGGUGUGAUUUUGUUGACAUUGUAUUGGACAUUGUUUGAUAGCAUUUGAAACAAAGAGAAAAGUUAGAAGAUUGAA